AUGACUCUCCCAGACCUGAAGGAGGAUUUCACGUCGUAUUUGCGCUCUGGCUCUAGUUCCACUGCUGGCGACGACCUCCGUGAGCUGAUCAAAGCUCGACUGGUGAUGGCUAACGCAAGCGACCGAGCAGUUGACACAAGCGUCACGUUCAGGCCUGACAAUGUCACUUUGGCUUUCAGUGACCGCAUCCGGACCUUUGCCUGGUUGGCCGUGCGUCUCUUGUCGGCCUCCCAUGCAACUGCCCGUACCAAUCUUUGUCUGCUGCAUUUCCUUUCUCCUGAGAGGGAGGCUCUGUCUUUGAUUGCUGAAGGUGACCACCAGGCCCGAACGAUUCUGAUGGCAAAUUCCACCAACAGCACCGCCCAAAUUGAAGCCACCAAAAGCAGCCAGCUCUACACUGGCGGGACCCUUUUGAAUUUCCGUCAUGUGUAUGAGGCGUUUUGCAACCUUAGGCUGCUGUUCUCGGUGAUGAUUACUGAUACAAAUGCACCCCUUGUCAUCACCAAGAUGGCGGAGUAUGUGGGCUUGCUCAUGGAUACUGCCGGGAAAGACCUGUGGGAAGUCUACAGGAAUCAUCCCUACCUUGCGGUCCACCCCUGGCAGGAGCUCCAAUCUAUCCUUGUCGCUUUCCUGAAGCCGGCUACCAAUGCUACCUUGUAUGCCUCUGUCAUUGCUGGGACUGGGGUGCAAUACGAAAACUUCCUCGGCGCUAUUGCUACUGCCGACUCCCACAUCCAUGACCUACGGGCCAUUUUGAAUGGGAGUGACCGUGUUCGUGGUGGUGGGCCUGAUCCCACUCCACAGAAGCGUCAGAAGACCGCCGACCCUGGCGAUAACGACCGUAAGAAAACACUCGGGAUGCUCACAUUCGACACUGCUGUCGCUGGAACGAACCGGCUGCCAAUGGUGACUGCCCGGGCUAAGAAACGUGGAGGAAAGACUCCUGAGAGACUCUGCAUGAAGUUCUUGACCCGUGGGUAUUUUUGCCCGGGUGGUCUCGACUGCAAAAUGCCCCACAUUAUUAAUGUGGAUCAGUUGACUGCUGACAACCGAACUAAGCUGGUGGCGUUCGUCAAGAACCAGCCUGGCUUGGGUUGGGUUGCUGGCAAGGCACCCGCUGCAACGUCCACAUCUCUAUGCUUGCCUGACCGGACUCUUCGGAAAGCCCCUGGGCCCCUUUCGUACACUUGUCCCCCGGCCAUGCCUAGAGUUUCCCCAGUGACAGCUGGAACCCCUGAUGCGUUGUCGCAGCACUUACCUCCGCCUGGUCCCCACGUUGUCCCCAAUGACGAUGUCGACGACUCUGUGAUUGGAGAACAGCUGGCGACCCGAAGGGCUGUGGAAUGGUACCCCACGAAGUCCGUGGUCGUCAAGGACGUGGAUGUGACUUUGAAGGAAGUCUUUACCCAGGCGGUACAGCGGCGUUUCCGCCACCAACUUGGUGUGAAGAACCCACUGGUCUUGGCUAAAGUUGACCAACCGUUCGACAAUGAGCCUCCACUCACCUUCGCUGGAGCAGAAUUGGGCUUCAUGGUGUGGUUGUACAACCUUCGUGUGACCUACCCCCGUGAAGAGAUCUAUAUUGCAGACGAUGAUGUGAGUGGGGCUUUCCGGCUCAUGAAGUACCACCCAAACUGUAUGGCCAUGCACACAAGCAUCCAGGCCGGAUAUGGUGUGAUUAAUACUGGUGGGACCUUUGGUGAUAACACUUCCCCGUCCAAUUGGGACACUAUUGGCCAAGCCAGACGCCAAUUGGCUUGGAACCUUUGGUUGGAGGAUCCAACAGUGGAAGCCCGGGUUCUCCCACACAUCCCACCCAUUCAAAUGGCUGAGGUGCCCACAGUUGUGGAGCUGGAAGCUUUCGAGCUUGCUGAUGCUGAUGGCAUCAACUGA
Seminavis robusta is the source of this 1893-nucleotide messenger RNA. The record is from the annotation of a GenBank genome assembly. Lineage: Eukaryota; Bacillariophyta; Bacillariophyceae; Naviculales; Naviculaceae.